AGCACGUGUGACGGCUCAACAAGCACUGUCGACACGAAGCUUUACGGGAACGUGAUGACGAUGUUGUACUACUCGUCAAUCGGGAGCUAUGACGCGAAGACUGGUAACUGCACGACUCCUGCUACCCCGACGCAUCUGGUGACAACCACGGUGCCUGUGGAUACGUGCACACCUACGUCUACAUUCAGUGAUACGGCCAACGUGUUUUCUGGUAUCUCGUGCAGCUCUUCGUACUCUCACAAGCAGGACACUGCGGCCAUAUUUGGUUCAAAGGCAUACGUGAUUGUGGAGAAAUACAUUCUACUGCUCUCGAACAGCAAACUGUCGAGCAUUGCAGCGUACCUGGCGGACGGUAAAUGCCACAUGACCGGCCUGUCGGCAAGUUACGCGGCGACACGGGCGGCCGACGGAUCGGCCAUGAUCAAAAUUUAUGCGGACUCCGCGACUUGUGCCACGGCAGGA
Messenger RNA from Phytophthora sojae, 462 nucleotides. RefSeq lists its product as hypothetical. The annotation marks the transcript as partial. The record is from RefSeq and is a predicted model, not a curated record. The transcript is spliced from 2 exons. NCBI's taxonomy places the organism in Eukaryota, Oomycota, Peronosporomycetes, Peronosporales, Peronosporaceae.